Molecule: messenger RNA, 327 nt
Organism: Thermothielavioides terrestris NRRL 8126
Lineage: Eukaryota; Fungi; Ascomycota; Sordariomycetes; Sordariales; Chaetomiaceae
Exons: 2
Coding region: 1-327 (108 amino acids)
Source: RefSeq, a predicted model, not a curated record
AUGGCUAAGAAAAAAGGAUCACGGUCCAUCGUCCGCGAAUUCGACGAGUACUUUGGGUCCGGCACCCUCGAGGACUGGCAGCGCCUGUGUCGCGACAUCGGGCUGGACGGGGACUUCAGCAGCAUCAACAAGUGCCGCAAGGCUCUCAGGACCGUUCACGUCAACAUCUACGACCUCAUCGAUGCCGUCCGGGCUGGGCGUACACCGCACCGCUUCGGCAACGCUCAGCAGCUCGCCGAAUACACGGUCCGCACGGGCAAGAUCUACCCCAAGAAGCAUGCCAAGGCGAUGGGGCCGGUCAAGGUGCUGCUGCGGAUGAUCCUGUAA